UCUGGGGCUGCUCGAGCGCCUUGAAGCGAAAGGCCCAUUCGGGAACAGGAAGUGGCUGACCCUGGAAGAGGAAGCCACUGAGCCCGGGGGGGGGAGGGGGGGAGGAAGCGCGAGUACGCCGCUUUAAAGAUGGCGGCGGACCCCGUGAGGAAGCGUCCCCAUCUGGAGGGCGGCUCUGCGGACGGUGCGGGGUUUGAUCCCCGGCGCGCCGGGAAGAGGCGGCUGGUGGUGAUCCUGGAGGGGGCGUCGCUGGAGAGCGUCAAGGUUGGGAAAACAUAUGAAUUGCUUAAUUGUGACAAGCAUAAAUCAUUGCUUCUGAGGAAUGGCAGAGACCCUGGAGGAGUUCGACCAGACAUUGCCCACCAGAGCCUCUUGAUGCUUAUGGAUAGUCCUUUGAAUCGAGCUGGCCUUCUCCAAGUAUAUAUUCAUACAGAAAAAAACGUUCUUAUUGAAGUCAAUCCACAGACAAGAAUUCCUCGCACCUUUGAUCGUUUUUGUGGUCUUAUGGUUCAAUUGUUGCAUAAGUUUAGUGUCAGAGCUGCCGAUGGACCUCAAAAGCUGUUAAAGGUGAUCAAGAACCCAGUGACAGAUCACCUCCCUGUGGGCUGUGCAAAAAUAGGCACCUCGUUCUCAGCCCCUCAGGUGACAGACAUGCGUGACCUAGUCCCUACUGCAGAUCCUAUAGCCAUAAUUGUGGGGGCGUUUGCUCAUGGAUCGCUUAAUGUUGACUACACAGAAAAGACCGUCUCUAUCAGCAACUAUCCACUCUCUGCUGCUUUGACUUGUGCUAAAAUCACCACAGCUUUUGAAGAAAUGUGGGGAGUGGUAUAAGCUUCCUGUUUUGCUUACAGAUUCGUAGCCUAUGAUUUGGUCCAACAGGCUCUAUAUUGUAAAUGUUAUGUACUAUACCCUUAUUUAUGGGAAAUACAUCAAUACUUUGUAGUAAAUAAAGAAUUUUUUUAUAUAGCAGUGUGAUACUUAAUAGCACUAGCAAAUAGCACUUGAACUUAUAUACCGCUUUAUAAUGCUUUACAGCCCUCUCUAAAUGGAUUACAGCGUCAGGAUAUUGUCCCCAACAAAUUGGGUCCUCAUUUUACCAACCAUGGAAGGCUGAGUCAACCUUGAGUAGGUCAGGAUUGAACUCCUGGCAGUGAGCUGUGAAUUAGCCUGCAAUACUGCAUUCUCACCGCCACAAUUCUUAAUGGUUAGCAAUAGUUGCUCUAUAUUUUCACCAGGUUUCCCACCUUGUCUCUUUUUCCUACCCAAAAUUAUUUUAAUAAAAAAAUAUGAAACUGG
Molecule: messenger RNA, 1296 nt
Organism: Pseudonaja textilis
Lineage: Eukaryota; Metazoa; Chordata; Lepidosauria; Squamata; Elapidae
Gene: EMG1
Product: EMG1 N1-specific pseudouridine methyltransferase
Biological process (GO): rRNA base methylation
Cellular component (GO): small-subunit processome; nucleus
Molecular function (GO): rRNA (pseudouridine) methyltransferase activity; rRNA binding
Source: RefSeq, a predicted model, not a curated record